AUGAGAAAAACGAUCGGAAAUAGAUCCUCCCCAGACGAGUUGAACGUCGGACACCAGCUACAUACUCUCGGCGAUAAACUUAGUGCCUUUGCGAACAACCCUGCGCGACUUGAACGUGACCGGACGCGGUUUGACAAAGACGAUGUACUCUUGUCGGAUGAUUCGGGAGAUACAGUGCUUGGAGAAGCAGACAUCGCAAAAAAGCUUGGGCGGCGAAACGGAAAUCUCGCGAGAUUGAAUGCGAUGACAGCCUGGAAAAGCUCAAUCCCCGGUCGACAAUUUGAGCGUCAGACCAAAAUUGUAUUGCACGGGCUAGAAGCUUCACCUCACGAGAGUCAAGGUUGUGAGGAACUUGCCAAUGAUAUGGUCAGGGAGGAAUGGAAAGCGCAAGGAAUUUGGAACCAGAAAUGGGGCAGCAAACCGAAUCAAAUGCCAGAGGAUCGAUGGAUGCACGAGGAGGCACCUAGCUCUGCCUCUGAAUCCGAAGGAGACACUGUUCCAGCACCCAAUACCAAUAUCGCCUCUGGUUUUGAGAGCGCGGAGCAAAAGUCGGCUGGGUCAUAUCAUGGCAUUGGAUCACAAGAAGCCACCGAGAAAACGGAUAAACAGAAGCAUAAUCGCGAUUCUUCUCGUCCGUUCCACCAAUUCAUCCACCAAUUAUCCAAAGAGCGUGAACGACUCUUACGUGAAGACCCGAACGAGCCCACCAUGACCUUCGACAAUGCAGAUAUCAACAGCAUAGCCUAUGAGAUAGUCAAAAAUCACUGGAAGACCUUUGGGAUGUGGAACGAAAAGUGGGGCACAAUACCUGGGAUGAAAUGGAAACACGAACAACCUUUCGAAAUGCCUAAAAAUGCUCCGGCGCCAGAGCCGGAAAAACUUACCGAUGAUGUCCCCCGGCAGUGUGAUCCUGGCCUUGUCGGUCUGGGCCGAGACUCUGUUCCUGCUGACGCAGAACGCAUGUCUCCCGCUAACCUACGACGGUUCUCUUCUGUUGAUGAAGAAUAUACACUUCGUGCCGAAAGGGAACACAUCCUCCCAGCCAAUGCACAAUCCAAGGCCCCAAGACGUGUUCAAGGACCUCGCAAAAGGAAAUCGACCACUGAUGACAUGGAGCAAAGAGCACCAAAACGCAGGAUAACUAGGAAAUAUCGGUCGAACAUACCUAAUAAUCUGGCCGAGGAUACGAAAAACGCCAGUCUGAUGGCUGUGCACGGCCAAGAGAAUCAAAAUUCUCAUAUACGCAGGAGCAAGCGCUUAACAGAUCGAGCUUCUAGUUUGAAGUAA
Messenger RNA from Penicillium brevicompactum, 1287 nucleotides. RefSeq lists its product as uncharacterized. The transcript has a single exon. The coding region runs from base 1 to 1287 and encodes 428 amino acids. Lineage: Eukaryota; Fungi; Ascomycota; Eurotiomycetes; Eurotiales; Aspergillaceae. The record is from RefSeq and is a predicted model, not a curated record.